Knipowitschia caucasica is the source of this 3507-nucleotide messenger RNA. NCBI's taxonomy places the organism in Eukaryota, Metazoa, Chordata, Actinopteri, Gobiiformes, Gobiidae. The record is from the annotation of a GenBank genome assembly.
AUGGAAGGGGAUGAGGUCACGUACAAAGUCUGCCCCGUCCCACCCAAGAACCAGAAGAUCCAGGCUGUGGAGGUGGUCAUCACGCACUUGAAUCCAGGGACCAAGCAUGAGACCUGUCAGAACCAGAAAGAGCGGCGGCUGAGAAAGCGCUGGUCCCACAUCGACUUGGACCUGGUCACUCUGCUGGAGGACAACGAGCACAACCUGGUUUUCCUGGAGAUUGAUUCAGAAAGAAAACCCAAGAAAUUCAAAAUACGCAGAGCACUUUAUGACAAAAAGAUUGUGAUCCUGAAGGAAUUGAAGCAUUCGGAUGGAAACUUUGACGAGAUACAGAGAAUAGAGCUGAAUGCGCUGCUUCACAUCGAUUACUCCAACUUAACCAAGUUUUACGGCACGGUGAAGCUGGACCAGGGCGUGUUCGGAGUGUUCGAGUACGGAGAGCGCGGAUCUCUGACGUAUGUGCUCAACGACAAAGUGUGCUACCCAGACGACUCCUUCAUGGACUGGGAGUUCAAAAUCUCCGUCAUGUACGACAUCGCCAAGGGGAUGUCCUACCUCCACGGCACUGACCUCCAGGUCCACGGUCGCCUCAAAUCCACCAACUGUGUGGUGGAUAACCGCAUGGUGGUCAAGAUCACGGACUUCGGCUGCAACACGUUACUGGUCCCCGGCAGAGAUCUAUGGACCGCUCCGGAGCAUCUGAGGAAACCCGGGACUUCUCAGAAAGGCGACGUCUACAGUUUCGCCAUCAUCGCCCAAGAAAUCGUUUACAGAAGAUGCACUUUCUUCUCAGAGAGCUGUUCAGACAGAGCAGAAAAACUGUCCCGAGUGCAGUGUCCGGGCGUGACCGUCUUCAGACCGGACCUUAACCUUUACACUGAGUCGGACAGAGAGCUGGAGGUGUUCAUGUUGAUAAAAAGCUGUUGGGAUGAAGACCCGGAACGCAGGCCAGACUUUAAGAAAGUGGAGAACUGCUUGGAAAAGAGCAUUAGUAAAAUCCAUAACCAUAACAACGAGAGCUACAUGGACAACCUGAUCCGACGGCUGCAGAUGUAUUCGAGGAAUCUGGAACACCUGGUGGAGGAACGGACCGCGCUGUACAAGUCUGAGAGGGACCGGGCCGACUACCUCAACUUCCUGCUCCUCCCGAGGCCGGUGGUCAAGAGCCUGCAGGAGCGUGGCGUGGUGGAGCCGGAGCUGUACGACGAGGUCACCAUCUACUUCAGUGACAUCGUGGGCUUCACCACACUGUGCCAGUACAGCACCCCCAUGGAGGUGGUGGACAUGCUCAACCACAUCUACAAGAGCUUCGACCGCAUCGUGGACCAUCACGACGUCUACAAGGUGGAGACCAUCGGCGACGCCUACAUGGUGGCCUCAGGGUUACCAAAGAGGAACGGCAACAGACACGCCGUGGACAUCUGCCACAUGGCCCUGGACAUACUCAGCUUCAUCAAGACCUUCGAGCUGCGCCACCUCCCCAGCAUCCCGGUCUGGAUCCGGAUCGGGGUCCACUCAGGUCCGUGUGCGGCCGGAGUGGUCGGGGUGAAAAUGCCCAGAUACUGUUUGUUUGGGGACACGGUGAACACAGCGUCACGGAUGGAGUCGACCGGACACCCUCUGAGGAUCCACGUCAGUCAGCCCACCAUCGACAUCCUCCACCGGACCGACACAGAGUUUGAGUUAGAGUGCAGAGGCCAGACUUUUCUGAAGGGGAAAGGGACAGAGACCACCUAUUGGUUAACAGGAGAAAAGGGGAGGAGCUAUGACCUUCCAACUCCGCCCACAGAGGAGAGUUUCCAGCGGCAGCAGCAGGACCUGGCCCACAUGGUGCUACAGUGCCUGGAGCGCAGCACGAGCAGCAGGAGCAUCAGGAGGAGGCCCCUGCUGAGCCAGAGCAGUGCAGGGUCCCGGAACCAGCCUGGAGGGGCCUGUGACGAGGAGCAGCAGGAGUACCUCCACCUGGCCACCGUAGACAACACCCUCAGCACCUUCCUACUUGUUAGAGGUCUUCCCCCUCCUCUUCAUCACCCCCUCUUCUUCCUUCUCCUCCUCUCCCUCCUCAUCCCCCUCCUCCUCCUCAUCCUCAUCUCCCUCAUCCUCAUUCCCCUCUCCCUACUCAUCCUCUUCCUCCUCCUUCUCUUCCUCCUCCUCCUCAUCCUCUCCCUCCUACUCCUGCCCCUCAUCUCCCUCAUCCUCAUUCCCCUCUCCCUCCUCCUCCUACACAUCUUCCACGACUCGUUCACCGUUAGCUUCCACGACUCGUUCGCCGUUAGCUUCCACGACUCGUUCGCCGCUAGCUUCCACGACUCAUUCACCGUUAGCUUCCACGACUCAUUCGCUGUUAGCUUCCAUGACUCAUUCAUCGUUAGCUUCCAUGACUCAUUCACCGUUAGCUUCCAUGACUCAUUCAUCGUUAGCUUCCAUGACUCAUUCACCGUUAGCUUCCACGACUCAUUCACCGUUAGCUUCCAUGACUCAUUCACCGUUAGCUUCCAUGACUCAUUCACCGUUAGCUUCCAUGACUCAUUCACCGUUAGCUUCCACGACUCGUUCACCGUUAGCUUCUAUGACUCAUUUACCGUUAGCUUCCACGACUCGUUCACCGUUAGCUUCCACGACUCGUUCGCCGCUAGCUUCCACGACUCGUUCGCCGUUAGCUUCCACGACUCGUUCGCCGCUAGCUUCCACGACUCGUUCGCCGCUAGCUUCCACGACUCGUUCGCCGUUAGCUUCCACGACUCGUUCACCGUUAGCUUCCAUGAGUCAUUCACCGUUAGCUUCUAUGACUCAUUUACCGUUAGCUUCCACGACUCGUUCGCCGCUAGCUUCCACGACUCGUUCGCCGCUAGCUUCCACGACUCGUUCGCCGCUAGCUUCCACGACUCGUUCGCCGCUAGCUUCCACGACUCGUUCGCCGCUAGCUUCCACGACUCGUUCGCCGCUAGCUUCCACGACUCGUUCGCCGCUAGCUUCCACGACUCGUUCGCCGCUAGCUUCCACGACUCGUUCGCCGUUAGCUUCCACGACUCGUUCACCGCUAGCUUCCAUGAGUCAUUCGCCGUUAGCUUCCACGACUCAUUCGCCGUUAGCUUCCACGACUCAUUCGCCGUUAGCUUCCACGACUCAUUCGCCGUUAGCUUCCACGACUCGUUCACCGUUAGCUUCCACGGCUCAUUCACCGCUAGCUUCCACGACUCGUUCACCGCUAGCUUCCACGACUCGUUCACCAUUAGCUUCCACCGCUCGUUAGCUUCCACCGCUUUUCAGCUUCCACCGCUCAACUUUGCCCUGACAAAACCCGUCGCUCUGACCAGCCCUGGGAGACAUCUUUGGUUGCGUUUUACUAAGAUUCGUCGCGUGGCCACUUUGUCGCUCGGUUCUGAUCGUGAGGUUCAAAUGAAGUCCAAACAAAGUCGAAACACUUCUACAUCGUGUCCGCUCCUUUUGCAAAACAACGUGAGACUCGGCGCCUACAUCCGGGACCCGUGGAUCUGGAACAGCUGA